Messenger RNA from Arabis nemorensis, 858 nucleotides. The record is from the annotation of a GenBank genome assembly. NCBI's taxonomy places the organism in Eukaryota, Viridiplantae, Streptophyta, Magnoliopsida, Brassicales, Brassicaceae.
AUGUCAACGAACACUGAAUCUUCUUCUCUUCCUACUCAAAGGUUGUUAGGUAAAGUAGCAUUGAUAACUGGAGGAGCUACAGGGAUAGGAGAGAGCAUUGUUCGUUUAUUCCACAAGCACGGCGCUAAAGUCUGCAUUGUCGAUUUACAAGAUGAUCUCGGAGGUCAAGUAUGUAAAAGUCUGGUUUCCGAUGAGCCGGGGAAGACGGCGGUGGAGGUUUGUUUCAUCCAUGGUGAUGUUAGAGUAGAAGACGAUGUUAGCAAUGCGGUUGAUUUUGUAGUGAAGCGAUUCGGUACGCUUGAUAUACUUAUCAACAAUGCUGGACUAAGCGGAGCUCCGUGUUCUGAUAUUCGUAACAAUAGUUUGAGUGAAUUCGAAAUGACUUUUGAUGUGAAUGUGAAAGGAGCUUUCCUCGGGAUGAAACACGCAGCUCGUGUAAUGAUCCCUGAGAAGAAAGGGUCGAUAGUUUCGUUAUGUAGCGUGGGUGGUGUGGUGGGAGGCGUUGGUCCUCACGCUUAUGUCGGUUCCAAACACGCUGUUCUAGGCUUGACUAGGAGCGUUGCAGCCGAGCUUGGACAGCACGGGAUACGUGUGAACUGUGUUUCGCCUUAUGCGGUUGCAACCAAUCUCGCUUUGGCUCAUUUGCCUGAGGAAGAGAGAACCGAAGAUGCAUUCGUCGGGUUCAGGAGUUUUGCGGCUGCAAACGCGAAUCUGAAAGGUGUCGAAUUAACGGUUGAUGAUGUCGCGAACGCUGUUCUGUUUUUGGCGAGCGAUGAAUCGCGGUAUAUAAGCGGAGAUAAUCUGAUGAUUGAUGGAGGAUUCACUUGUACUAACCACUCUUUUAGAGUUUUCAGGUGA